AUGAGCGAAGGUGUCAAUGAUGGGCUAACAUGGGGAAAAAAGGAAUGGGCAACCUCGCGGGAGGAGAUCUCUGAAAGACGGGAUGAAGUGGACGACUGGAACAGAACGAAGUGGAGAAGAGAAGAAACGGGCGGAUGGGGUCAGCUAGGGGGACGGCCCACGUUAUGGGUCGAGCGAGGUCCAGGAUGUGCCGACGUGGUGGCCAACCUCGACGGUGUUUCAACUGUACAGUUCCCUUCGGCACACUUAAUAGGGCUGUCGGCACCCGAGGAGCCCGUCCGCGCGGCGCUCUGUGCGCUUCAUCCGGUGCAGACUGCCGCACCGUCGACACCGCGACACACCACACCUCAAGCUCCUGAGGCCCGCUAUCGGCUUGGCGCCAUCUCGGACCCUGACGUGCCAAGCACUGGCGACUGGGCGGCGAGGCCGGGGCCAUCUGUCGAGCGCGACGGUGUCGGCUCUGGACAAUUGCAACCGACGGAGCAGCGUGCCCGGACGUUUCGGCAAACGCCCUCAUCGAUGUGCUGCGGGAUGGUCUGGGUGUCUUCCUUGUUCUGGACCACGGCUCCACAGGGCCGCCCCAGGUGGUACCUGCAGGCGCACAAGGACAUGGCCGAGCCGCAGGUCGCGGACAGAAUGGUCUGA
This is a messenger RNA of Gaeumannomyces tritici R3-111a-1, 645 nucleotides long. RefSeq lists its product as hypothetical. The transcript is spliced from 4 exons. The record is from RefSeq and is a predicted model, not a curated record. NCBI's taxonomy places the organism in Eukaryota, Fungi, Ascomycota, Sordariomycetes, Magnaporthales, Magnaporthaceae. The coding region runs from base 1 to 645 and encodes 214 amino acids.